This is a messenger RNA of Fusarium redolens, 1049 nucleotides long. RefSeq lists its product as uncharacterized. The transcript has a single exon. The coding region runs from base 129 to 776 and encodes 215 amino acids. The record is from RefSeq and is a predicted model, not a curated record. Lineage: Eukaryota; Fungi; Ascomycota; Sordariomycetes; Hypocreales; Nectriaceae.
AUCUGUCAUUAUUUCAAAGAAGCUACGGCAGCAAAUACUGAGAUUUCGGCAUUGGCAAAACUUGAUGAAAUAACAACUGGCCAUUGAAUUGCGUAUGAAGAUAGCCGGGUAUUCCAGCCGAGUCUUACAUGGGAGUCUAUGAGACCCUACAGGGCAACUUCACCGCCGCAAGAACACAUUUCCGUAAGAACAUGCUCACGGCUCAUGAGAUGCUAUCCGACGACACGGACGAGAACGACGCUGACGCUUAUUUUGUCUUGUUUCAAUGCCUCCCCCAUACAGAGGACGAUGUUAAUGCUCUCGUUGCCUUCGAGCUGACGGGGCCGAUAGAAAAAACGAUCGAAAUGAGGCUUGGUGAGAUCCGGGGUGAAGAUAAAGUCGCCGCAACAGAGCUCCUUGAGUUCGCCAAAGAGAACUUAUCACUAAGCGAUACUGCUCCUCAUAGAUACACGGCUGUCCUUAACGAGUUGCAACGACGAAUCCACCUGGAAAAUGAGGAAGAUGAGAAAACCACGACAACUGAGACCUAUCAAAGGCUUUACGCCCUUCUGGUCAAGAAACGACCGGCUACAGGAGAUGACGAUGAUCCAAGCCAGCCGUAUGAGAUCACGGACAGCGAUAUUGUGGUCAACUGGCGAUACAUCUGCAGCGGGAAUUGCGGAGGGGCUUGGGAUUUCGAGACUGACAUCAACAUCUGCAAGUACUGCUGGGACACUCCCUUUUGCCAAAAGUGUCUACCGCAGCUUCAGCAAGGCACAUCGAAGAUGUUGGCUUGAAAUGAUCGGCGCUGUCCAGCAACCGUUUUUGGAACAGAUAGAAACAGACGGGAUUUACUUCAAUUAAGACUUCUUGAGGUAUGAUAUGUUUGGGUGGACGAAACAGAAACUCAUGCCAACUUCUGAGUACGUUCUCGAAAAAAGAUUUGGACAAACUCCUAGGUACUCCAGUGCAAGGAUAUACGUAAAAGAAAAACUGAAGCCGAUCGCUCACAACAAGGGUGCGAAGGCGCGAUGCUUUAAAAAGUUUAUACGAUGGAGAAACAUUGCGGC